Messenger RNA from Drosophila busckii, 3228 nucleotides. RefSeq names its product zwei Ig domain protein zig-8 (gene dpr10). The coding region runs from base 407 to 1630 and encodes 407 amino acids. Lineage: Eukaryota; Metazoa; Arthropoda; Insecta; Diptera; Drosophilidae. The record is from RefSeq and is a predicted model, not a curated record. Gene Ontology annotation, cellular component: neuron projection membrane. Gene Ontology annotation, biological process: synapse organization. The transcript has 8 exons.
UGAACGCAUGUGAAGUCGAAGCGCAGCGGUUGACGCGACGUUUAACAUAAGAAUAAACAACAAAAGCCACAAACAAGUUGAUAAAAGUCUAAGGCCUGCCAAAAUAAAAAAAAAAGGGCGAGCACAAGAACGUGAAGACGCAUCUGCAGCCUGCACUUGUGUAUGUGACUGGCAACAACGGGUGGCUAAAAAGCUGAUAAAAGCGCUGCAAUAAAACAACAUUCAGGCUAACAAAGUGCGCAUCGAUAGCGAAAAACAAAAGGUUGAACAACAAAAGCUUAAAAAACAAGGUGAAAAAUAAAAGUGCAAGUGCAGCUGAUAAACAGGAAGCAGCUCAAAGCUCAGGCGAGACACACAAAUCGGCAAACAACACACAGAGAGGGAGAGAGAGAGAGAGCGAGACAAAAUGCUGACCCUUUGGACGUUGCUGUGCUGCAUGAUGGGCCUCACGUUGUGCUACCAGCGGCAAUCUGUGAACAAUAACAACAACAACAACAAUCACAACAAUGCGGACGAGAAGCAAACACAUUUGCCGCCCUCACAUUACCCGCAUGGCCACAAAUGGAAUGAGCCCUAUUUCGAUCUAACAAUGCCAAGGAACAUCACAUCGCUGGUGGGCAAAUCUGCAUACUUGGGCUGUCGCGUUAAGCAUCUGGGCAACAAGACGGUGGCCUGGAUACGACAUCGUGAUCUGCACAUACUCACCGUGGGCACCUAUACCUAUACAACGGAUCAGCGCUUUCAGACCUCCUAUCAUCGCGACAUUGAGGAGUGGACAUUGCAGAUUAAGUGGGCGCAGCAGCGCGACGCUGGCGUCUAUGAAUGUCAAAUAUCAACGCAGCCCGUGCGCAGCUAUUCGGUCAACUUGAAUAUCGUGGACCUAAUUGAUGAGGAGACCAGCAAUGUGAUGCAGCAAUAUUACAACGACGAUGCCUUUUACAUAGCUGCAGAUCGUGUCUAUCAGUCCAGCGAUGAUGAAUUUGCGGGCAUGUUUGGCCCCAUACAGAAAGUUGCGGUGCCCACUGCGACUAUAUUGGGCGGACCUGAUCUAUAUGUGGACAAAGGCAGCACCAUAAAUCUGACAUGCAUCAUCAAGUUUAGUCCCGAGCCGCCGACACAUAUCUUUUGGUAUCAUCAGGAUAAGGUGUUGAGCGAGGAGACUGCAGGCGGCCGCUUGAAAUUUAAGACCAUUAAAUCGGAGGAAACCAAAUCAAUUUUGCUUAUUUACGAUGCGGAUUUAUUGCACUCUGGCAAAUACUCGUGCUAUCCAUCGAACACCGAGAUCGCCAGCAUACGUGUCCACGUGCUGCAGGGCGAGCGACCCGAGGCCAUGCAAACGAAUGCGGCGCCGGCUGCUGUUGGCCUCGCCUGGGCCGGUCCCUGCCACACCAAACAGCCAGCGCAGGCAGUCAAAGUAAUUAGCACAAUGGUCGCGGCAUUUGUAUUGUUGCAAGCCUGCCGCACGCUGCUGCUGCAGGCAACAACAACAGCAACAGCAGCACAAGUGGAAGCAGCGCCACCAGAACCAGAGCAAACAGCCGAGACGCACAACAGCAGCAGCAGCGCCAGGACGCAAAGGACGUACACGUCAGCUGACCAUGUCAAUAGAAGUAGUGCAAUUGCACGGUGAUAAAUUAAAGCUGCGCACACACACAGACGAACAGUCGGACAGUCGGACAGCAUGCACGCCACCAACACAACACCCGCCAAUGCCAAUGCCAGCGCCAAAACGCACUAAGCGCUGGCCAGCUACGCAGCAAAACAAUCAAGUCGCUUGGCUGUCGCGCAAAUGAUGUUGCUGCCACACCAGAGACAAGCUAAACAGUUGGUCAGUCAGUUACAAACUUGGUUAGGCCAGCUGCACGGCCACUCAAAACGCCAACAACAGCAACAGCAACAGCAACAUGAUGAAGAAAAAAUGCUAAUGCUGCGCCUGCUCGGGUCUGUUCUGGCCUGGCCAAGUUGCAACUGUGUACAAAGUACGCUUGUCUAAAUUUCAAUUGCAGCUUUGGCAUAAUCUAAACGCAUGUGUAAUUAAGCUUUGUUGAAUUUCAUUUUACGUUAUUCAAUAUUCAUACGUAAGCAUAAGCGCCCAUCUGUAAAUAGUUAGUUUAACUGCCAAUUUAUAAUCAUACAUAUAUCUACUAUAUAUAAGCCACUUUGAGUCUUGUUCCUUCGGCCUGGCACAGUUCUAACUUAUGACAUGUGUCUGGUCUGUCUUUGGUUUAUACUUUUAUUUCUACAGUCGGCGGAAAGACACCAUUAAAUGCUUAUCGCUCGCUGUAGCUCUAGCUAAACAAACUUGUCGUGUCUUCAAGUGUCUCAUAAAGCAGCACAGGAUGUGUCUAUGUAUGUGUGUGUCAGUGCUGGGGGCAAAGUUUGCAGUGGCAGUGGCACGCCUCGCUGCAACUAUGUGCUGCAUGUCCGGCUAUAUAUCGCCAAGAAACCUGCAAGUCACAUUGCCACAACUUGGGUUGCUCCGCCUGUCAACAAAAUAUUUGCAUUUCUAUUUCCAUUUCCAUUUCUAUUUCUAUUUCUAUUUCCAUUUGCUGCCAGGCACUCGACUGGCCGAAAAACUUAACUUCUUUGGCCACUGGGUCGAUAACCCACUCGACUAUGUAUAUAUCCUAUAUAUAUAUAUGUGCUGUUGUAAAUGGGGUGUCCAGCGCUUAAUGUGUUACAUUUAAAAAUGCAGUGUGUCCACCUUAAUGGCCCUGGCGUCUAUUAAACGUUACGGGCGGGCCAUUAAACUGAUCAAAAUUGUAUAUAUGCGCUAUAAAUUAAUGCUGCUGUGUUUAACUAUAUUUAUACUAUACGAUAUAUAUACUAUAUAUAGCAACAACUUAUACGUGUACUAUGUGGUAGCUAUUUGUAGCAAGGCAAACGACGACGCUCGUUAAUAUUAAACUAGACAUAAUUUAUUUAACAUAUACGCCAGCGAAAUUAGUCGCGACAUUUAAAUGAAUGUUUAACGAGUAAAUGAAUGCAACAACUACAUAAAAACAAAAUACGCUAUAAAUUAUAAAUACAUGUAUGUAUAUACCAGUUAAGUUGCAUAAUGUAAUCAGCAUAACUAAACUAAAUGAAUGUAUGUUAAAGAGCAUAAAGUUAAUCUAAAUACAACUGAAAGCAAGUUGUUCUAGCAUUUAAGUGAGUAGCGCUAGCUGAGCGUUAAUAAGCAUUAGUUGUAAACAUAAAUAUUUGUGGACAAAACAAAACAAAACAAAG